This is a messenger RNA of Leptomonas pyrrhocoris, 1646 nucleotides long. RefSeq lists its product as hypothetical. Lineage: Eukaryota; Euglenozoa; Kinetoplastea; Trypanosomatida; Trypanosomatidae. The record is from RefSeq and is a predicted model, not a curated record. The coding region runs from base 285 to 1646 and encodes 453 amino acids. Gene Ontology annotation, molecular function: protein binding. The transcript has a single exon.
GUUUGCCUUGCCGUGUGAGCAAAACCGUACGUUCCUUCUACACCGCAUCUUCUUCACCAAAUCCCUCUCCGGAAAGAUAGUAAGGGAGGUAGAGCGCACCUCAGUGAUUCACUGAAAAGAAAGAAAAAAGGAAGAAGGAGUUUGUUUCCGCCCAGACGGAGGACCGAUCGCGUUUCUGGCUAUUUCGAGCCAACUGCUUCGACCCACUUGGCGUUAAAAAAACAAACAAACUCUACUACUAUCAUUUACCCCACAUAUACAACGGUGAACAUCCAUAACAUAAAAUGUUCACCCAAAUCGCCGAAGCACACACGGAGGUGAUCACCUCGCUGAUGUUCUCGCCGCACGUGGUCACCGGCAGCGAAGAAGGCGGCCUCCUCUGCUCUACAUCAGGUGACGACACGGCCGCGCUGUGGGACCUGCGCGCCGGCAGCGGGACCUCGCAGCGGGCGGCGCUGCUGGCGGGCCACCACGUUGGUCCGGUGAACCACGCUCUCUUCCACCCAACCGACGCGCACACCCUUCUCACCGCGUCGGACGAUCGCAGUAUCGGCUGCUGGGACCUGCGCCGGCCGGAUAAAGUGGUGGGGAAGAUUUCCGGCUUCCAAGAAGGCGUGAACAAGAUGCUAUGGCUGCCAGUGGCCUCGAUGGGCUGCGGUGGCGGUAGCGGUAGCAUGGGAAGUGGGUGGAAUGUGGUGAGUGCGUGCGACGACGGCCACGUGUACGUUCACGCAAUGGUGCUGCCGGACGACAACAGCGCGGAGGUGGCCAGCACGGCAGCCGGCGCGGAGGUGAUGGCCGCGAUGGGCACCACACUCGUCCCUCAGGUCGGCGCGCUGGUCGACAAGUUCCGCGUUUCCACGAACACGGUGAACGACAUCGUGCUGGCCCCCCACUCCACGACGACGCUCAUCACGGCAUCGGAGGACUGCGCGCUGCGCUCGUGGACGUUGCGGCCGGACAAGCAAUUCAGCAACACCACCGUGGGCACGAUGGACGAGCGCCUGCUGGACACCCUAGACGAGUUCGAGAACCCGGUGAACCACUUGGUGGUGGUGCCACCAGGGCUGAUGGGGGCAGGAGACUUGUCGAACAAGACGGAGGGGUGGCGCGAGUCCCCCGCAGGUGCCGGAGAGGUCGGUCAAGACGACGGCGAGAACAGGCGCGGCUUUUCCAGUGAGAAUGCGGAGGCGGAAGACGAGGGAGAAGAAAAGGACGAAGAUGAAGAGGAACGCGGCGCGGGCGGUGGGCACACGCAUCAGCGCUCCUCCGCGGGCAUCUCUGACACGGCCGGCACGGGCUGCUGGCUGCUCGCGGCGUGUUCGGAGUGCGUCUUCGGCGUGGACUUCUCCCUCCACUCGGGGCGGUUCGGCAACGGGGCUCGCUCCUUCGUCGGCCACCGCGACUACGUCCGCGGUUUGGAGUUCACCAGCGAAGGCACACUGUUGACGGUGUCGGAUGACAGCACGGUGAUGGAAUGGAACUUGUCGAACUCGGACCCAAUUCGGCAGAUGAAACUGCACGAGGGCAUGGUGAUGUCCUCGGCGCUGUCGCCGUCACGCACGCUGUUUGCCACAGGCACCGACCGUGGAGAGAUACGAGUGUGGCGCUUGCCGUUUGAGACGGAGCGCAUGGGCGAGGACUGA